This is a messenger RNA of Daucus carota subsp. sativus, 2924 nucleotides long. Its product is annotated as pentatricopeptide repeat-containing protein At5g06540. Gene Ontology annotation, biological process: RNA modification. The transcript has 2 exons. The record is from RefSeq and is a predicted model, not a curated record. Gene Ontology annotation, molecular function: protein binding; RNA binding. Gene Ontology annotation, cellular component: intracellular membrane-bounded organelle. Lineage: Eukaryota; Viridiplantae; Streptophyta; Magnoliopsida; Apiales; Apiaceae. The coding region runs from base 38 to 1621 and encodes 527 amino acids.
AUGUACAAUGCCCCGCCAUUUUUAACAACACUUUCAAAUGUUUCAAAAAACCGUUACAACCUACAGAAACACAAGUAUCGCUUCCUUGUCCAAAACCUGCAAAACCUUAAACCAACUCAAACAAAUCCAUGCUUACCUCCUCAAAUCAAUCUUACACGAAACCCCUUUUGCCAUCGGCCCCAUUCUCUCUGUCGCCGCAACCUCUAAGGAUGAUACAUUCUUUACUUAUGCCAAUGCCAUUUUUCGAAACCUCAUUCUUCGCAAUACGUUCAUGUUUAAUACAAUGAUCAGAGGAAAUGUAGAAAGAAAUAGACCUGUACCCGCAAUUCUAUGUUAUAAAGAAAUGUUGAAUUGUGGGUUUUUAGCGAAUAAUUAUACUUUUACACCUUUGAUCAAGGCGUGUUCAAUGCUAGAUUGUAGGAAAAUUGGGUUCUUGGUGCAUGCCCAUGUUGUAGUUUUGGGGUUUUGUGGUGAUCCUUUUGUUGGAAGUGCGCUUAUUGAGUUUUAUUCGAGUGAUCUUGACUUGCGGUUAGCUCGGGUGUUGUUUGAUGGAAUGCCAAGGAGAGAUGUGGUUUUAUGGACUGUGAUGAUUGAUGGGUAUGGUAAGAUGGGAGAUGUUGAGAAUGCGAGAGCUUUGUUUGAUGAGAUGCCAGAGAGAAAUGUGAUUGCGUGGAGUACGAUGAUGGCAGCGUACUCGAGGGUCAGUGAGUAUAAGGAAGUGAUUUCCUUGUAUUCAUUGAUGCAGAGAGAGGGUGUAAGGCCGAAUGAAUCAGUUCUUGUGAGUGUUACAACAGCAUGUGCUAAUCUUGGUGCAUUGGCACAAGGAAUGUGGAUUCAUUCCUUUGCUAAGCAGAACAAGCUUGACUCUAACCCCAUCUUAGCUACUGCUUUGGUCGAUAUGUACUCGAAGUGUGGUUAUCUAGAAUUAGCUUUAUCAGUUUUUGAAAGUAUUGCUGCGAAGGAUUCUGCCUCAUGGAAUGCUAUAAUUUCUGGAGUUGCAAUAAAUGGGGAGGCAAUAAUGUCACUGGAACUAUUUAAUAAAAUGGUUAAGGCUGAAGUCCAGCCCAACGACACAACUUUUGUUGCUGUGUUCACAGCUUGUACACAUGCUCGCUUGGUUAACAAGGGACUUGAGUUGUUUGAACAGAUGAAUUCUUUGUACGGGGUUGAACCUAAGUAUGAGCAUCAUGCCUGUAUGGUUGAUCUUUUGGCAAGAGCUGGUAGGUUAGAAGAGGCUAAGACCUUCAUAGACAAUAGGAUGGGUGGGAUUGGAGAAGGAGAUGCCAAUGUUUGGGGAGCUUUACUCAAUGCAUGUAGAAUAUAUGGCAAUGUGGAAAUUGGGGAUGAAGUAUGGAAAAGGCUUGCUAACAUGAGAGUAUCUGAUUCUGGGACUCAUGUGUUGUCUUAUAAUAUUUAUAAGGAAGCUGGCUGGGAAAAUGAGGCAAAAGGGGUGCGGAAGUUGAUCUCGGAGUCCAGAAUAAAGAAAACUCCUGGAUGCAGUGUUUUGGAGGUAGAUGGAAUGGUUGAGGAAUUUGUAGCAGGUGAUCUUUCGCAUCCACAAGCUCAAGAAAUUUGCAGAAUGCUUAGUUCUUUGUUUAAUGUCAUGCAUACUCUUGAGUAGCUCUUUUCGGAAAUGAUGGUGAUGGCUAUUGACAUCGUCGCAAAAUUGGAUGCUUAGAAAUAUAAAGAGCGAUCUAGCAGCUGAUGCAACAAGAAGACAGGGUUUCGGGUGGUAUGGUGGACCCAAGAAGGUCAAUUUGUUUGGGAAUGAUUUGCACAAGCAAACUAUGAAGAGUGGGGAAGCUGUCUGCUUUUUUAGAAGUUCAGCAGCAGACUCUGAUGGCAUUGUGGAUCUAUGGAACAAGUGGUAGCUCAAAUGACUCGGAUGUUAAUAUGAUGGAGAAAUAAACCGGCAACCAGAAGACUAUUAACCGGUAUUCCUCUAACUCUCAUUAGCUACCAUAAACAUCUAUUGUUGGAUAGUUGAUACGGGAGCAGCAAAUUAUGUAAAUGACUGGAAAUCUGGAAAUUGGUCACAGUACGGAAAGACUUGCUAACAAAAAUAAUUCAAUUUUUUUAAAAAAUAAUAAUUUUAACUAUGCAAUCAAAAGACUUAAAAAUGUGAACGGAAGAAGUAUUAUGAUCCUUGCAUGCAUGUCUUCAAUCCUGUUCUGCAUACUAAAACUAAGCACAUUGAGGUGAACCCUUCUGACCAGUAUCAUACUUUCACCAGAAAAAUACAACAUACAAGUUAAUAUCUAAUGAAACUAUUAAAUCCCCGAUAUUUACAUUUAUUAUUUUUGUACUCCCUCCGUCUCAAUUUAUAGGUCCAGUUUGGGAAAAAAAAUUGUCCCAAAAUACUUGUCCCUCUCUUCUUUCAAUACAAAUUUAUCUACAUAUUAAUUGUGAUUUUUUUGAAACUCAACAUUAUUUUCAUUUCUCAAUGCACUAAAUCUCUAUAUUUAUUGUGAUUUUUUUGAAACUCAACAAUAUUCUCACUUAUCAAUGCACUAAUUAAUGAUACAUGAGAUAAGAUUCCAUCUGACCAACUUUUUUCUUAAUAUGUGUGUUUAUUCCAAAAUGGACCUAUAAAUUGAGACGGAGGGAGUAUGUAGAAAGUUGUGACCACAACUGUUUGAUUUAAAACAUGUACGAUGACAUCCCAGAUCCAGAACUUACACGUGGGUUUGUUCGGUAGGGACAGCUGAAAGUCCCCAAGUCUUUACGCUUAUGGCCACCGGAGUGACGGAGUCCGGACCCUCACGUGAAAUUUCCAACUUCAAACUCAGAGCUUCCAUAAAAUAGGACAAUAAGCUUUACUGCUUUCUCUAUAAAACAGUAUAGCAGACAGCAAUGUGUAUUACUUCCUUUGUCUUGAGACCGUUCCGUUUGAAUUUUUUACACGUAGUUUUUAAGUUUUCUUA